AUGAAAGCAGUUACCGCAUCCUCAUGCACUUCAUUAGGUAGUUUUAGUAACGACGAUGAUAAUAGAAGUAUUGAGCCCCUCAAUCUUUUCCCUAACAAAGCCGAGAAUUUUUUUACUACCAAAGAUUUAAAGGCUGCAAAGAAGCUUGACAACAAUGAAGAAGAAGAUAAUAAUGGCGGCGUUACAUUUACCUUGCACAUUGGUUUACCUGAUCAGAAUAAUAUGGUUACGAAAGGAAAUGAAAAUGAAAAUGAAAAUGUUGGUGAUCAUCGUCUUCAAAGGCCUAACAAUUAUUGGAUACCAAGUGCUGUUCAAAUUCUUGUUGGCUUCACUCAUUUUUCUUGCCAUCUUUGCAAUAAAACUUUCAAUCGUUACAAUAACCUACAGAUGCACAUGUGGGGCCACGGCUCACAAUACCGAAAAGGUCCGGACUCUUUAAAAGGAGCACAGCCACGGGCCAUACUAAGUGUUCCAUGCUAUUGCUGCGAGGAAGGGUGUAAGAACAACAUCAACCACCCUAAGGCUAAACCAUUGAAGGAUUUCCGCACUCUCCAAACUCAUUACAAGCGAAAGCACGGUCACAAGCCCUUUAGUUGCCGCAAGUGCGGCAAGUCGUUGGCCGUCAAAGGCGACUGGCGAACACACGAGAAAAACUGCGGCAAGCGUUGGCUUUGCCUUUGUGGUUCCGAUUUUAAGCACAAGAGGUCGCUUAAGGAUCACAUUCGUGCUUUUGGGUCCGGUCAUGCCCCUUUCCCGCCUUCCUUUGACUCCAUCCAGCUGCUUUAG
Beta vulgaris subsp. vulgaris (sugar beet) is the source of this 786-nucleotide messenger RNA. RefSeq names its product protein TRANSPARENT TESTA 1. Bases 1 to 786 code for a protein of 261 amino acids. Gene Ontology annotation, biological process: anatomical structure development; regulation of gene expression. Gene Ontology annotation, molecular function: DNA-binding transcription factor activity. The transcript is spliced from 2 exons. Gene Ontology annotation, cellular component: nucleus. NCBI's taxonomy places the organism in Eukaryota, Viridiplantae, Streptophyta, Magnoliopsida, Caryophyllales, Amaranthaceae. The record is from RefSeq and is a predicted model, not a curated record.